UAUGUGAUCAUCUCACACCGCUGGCUCCCAGGCGGGUCAGAAAUCGUCUUUUCGGACAUGCCCCAACUCGCGGAGUCAUAUUGUCUCUCUGGCUCCCUACAAGCACCGCCAGGGAAAGAGGAGAGCCUCCGAAAACUGCACGGGGCGUGCGAGACGGUCAAGGGCCUUGCAGGCCAGAAUGUUAAUUACGUUUGGCUCGACACAAUUUGCAUUGACAAGUCCAGCUCAUCUGAGGUCUCUGAGAGCCUCAAUUCUAUGUACAUGUGGUACACAAAAGCAGAACGGUGCCUCGCCUACAUGUCCGACUACCAAGUGGGCUCACCCACUUCGUUCAUCAACAGCGAAUGGUUCGACCGAGGCUGGACGAUGCAGGAGCUAGUAGCGCCGAGCAAGCUCGAGUUUUAUGACGCGAAUUGGAGACGAUUCGGUGACCGAUCCCUAUUCACUAGGGAGCUUGCGCAGAAAACUGGAAUGAGAAGCGGUAUUCUUUCGGGCCAAAUCACGGCAACGCACAUCUACCACGCUAGUAUAUCCCACCGUAUGUCGUGGGCCGCCCGACGGACCAUGACGAGGAAGGAAGACAUUGCAUACUGCUCGAUGGGCGUUUUUGAUGUAAACAUGCCGGUUCUUUACGGCGAGGGCAUGGAUAGCGCUUUUCGGAGGCUUCAAGAGGAGAUCAUAAAAUACUCUAUCGACCACUCGAUCUUUGCAUGGACGAUCAAAGAAGACACAUGUGAUGACAGUGCCAGUCUACAUUCUCGAGACUACGGGCUGCUAGCACCGUCUCCUCAAUGCUUCGCAGAGACCGGGCACUUUGCGCGUGGGCAUGGAAGCGAGCCUUACGUUUUGACGAACAAAGGCUUGGAAAUAAGCCUA
Molecule: messenger RNA, 876 nt
Organism: Cryphonectria parasitica EP155
Lineage: Eukaryota; Fungi; Ascomycota; Sordariomycetes; Diaporthales; Cryphonectriaceae
Exons: 1
Source: RefSeq, a predicted model, not a curated record